Molecule: messenger RNA, 1937 nt
Organism: Trichophyton rubrum CBS 118892
Lineage: Eukaryota; Fungi; Ascomycota; Eurotiomycetes; Onygenales; Arthrodermataceae
Exons: 2
Coding region: 1-1275 (424 amino acids)
Source: RefSeq, a predicted model, not a curated record
AUGCAGGAAGAAAAGACGACUCCAGAUGACAAGCGGUCUCCCAACUCGUCCCGGAGGAGUGGGGGUCCAGCUCCGAAAAUAUCUAUCAAAAAGGAAUCCCCGCCGUCCCCUAACAUGCAAACUGGACCAAGCAGACACCGCCCACAGAAACUAGACCUGUCGUCCGUGGCUAGCAGCCAGGGCCCGGCCACUGCCAGGGGGCCGUUGACAGCUCGAGAUGGGCUGGCCAUGCAUGACGUCGGCCUUGCAUGUCUAUCCCCUGGGUUCCAAACACAGGAUCCUAACAUGAGAGAACAGCUGCAGAGAAGUAUCUCUGUCAGAGACCAGCAACGUUCCAUAAUUGAGUCUCGCCUACAGAAAUCUGCCAAGGGCGACGGUCCGGAUUCCGUCAAACCCUCAGAAUCAAAUCUCUUUGGCUCCGCUGCGCCAAAGUCGAGCAAGAAGCGGCCACCUCCAGGGCUGUCCAUUGUUGCUCCAUCUGCUGCCACUUUUGCUGAUGAAAGAGUCAUUCAAUCUGCACCACUCAACCAGACAUUCACUGGCCGCCAUCAGCCACAACCUCUAACUCGCCGUUUUAUCAACCCUCCAGAUUUUACCGCUUCGCCCCAGGUAAAUCAUAACCCAGCCAACCAGACCAACAACCGUUUGCCACCAAUAUCAGACGUAUUUGGCACCGAUGCUCUAGGCCCACGAGACAGAGAUAGAGAUAGAGAUCGUGAAGCAAACUCCCGGAAUGGACUCGGCCCACACUCUCAAUCUAACAGCCAUGGGCCCCUUCCUUCACCCAGCAUUGCUGCCAAUCAACCUAAUAGUGCAGUAACCAAACGACCCCGGGAAUACCGCUCUGCCGAGGAAGCGGUGCACGAACUCGCUGGUGGGCGCGAGGAUCUCCUUCCCCGAAUAGUUCAUUACAGUGGGAACAGGGCCAACAGCCCUCGAUCACCUGCAGGGGCCCACAACGGAAACGGGGAGGGCCACUCUUCCCACCCACAGCAUCACCAACCACAUACUAGUGGCGGACCUCCCAGCAGCCAAUUUCCCAGUCAAUCGUCGCUUGGAUUCCCUGGUUCAGGCGCUCGUCGACGCACCAGAAAUGAGUAUGAGCAGGAUCAUGGCAGUCCACCUCUUGGAAACGGGCCCGAGCAUAGAUAUAGGCCCCCUCCAACUUCACACGGGCCCUUUGGAGCUGGACGAGAUUCGCCCGAUACCCAGCGAAGGAAGAAGGAAGAGUUCUUAAGUUUAUGUGCUCGUGCAUGGGAUUUGUUCCAUUCAUAGCACUGUCUUAUCUCUCCUUAUAUUCCAUACGCUCCAGCCUUGCACUCAUUUUAUCUGUUAUGUCACUAUAUUCACACGGUAUCAUUACCACUCUCCCAUUCUUUACGGAGCACGUCUUCUCUGGAUCCUUUUUAUUUCUCAUGCGCUCCUUUCUCACCCGUCUCUUUUUAUUUUUAUUUUUUUCGACCUUUUAGGUUUACUUUCUAACCCCUUCUCUCCCUUUUCGCCUCAAUGCUCAUUCGCGGGCUGGUUACUGUGGAUGUGUUUCACGGCCCUUUUCCUUUCGAUUUCCUCUUCUAUCCUUUGAUGUUUUUUUUAGCAGCCAUUUCUUCUCUAUCCUCACAUUUCUCGCUCUCUCCAUAUCUCUCCCCACUACACUUAUACAACUUACUUACAUCUCUAACAUCUCCCUUCCCUACCUUACUUUCCUAUUUCCUUGCUUUCGAUCAUUUCGUGUGGCAUAAUAUUGGGUAUUCAUGAUUAGGAUGGAUGCUGGGUUGGAUUAAUGCUGUCAUAUAUAACUAUUUUCUUACGCCCCCUUCCCACCUCUUGCCACUCAGACUCCUUUCUUUCCACCAUUUCUCAAUACUCCUAUGAACUGACCAUAUCAUGCGCCUGCUCUGAAUUUAUAACAGAGGAGCCAACAAACAUAUUAAAAUAUU